ACAGCUGGGAUGUGCGCGAUGCUGACGCCUUGGAGCCGCCAAAUGCCUGCGCUGCAGCCGGGUGACCCGGACGGGCUGCUGUCCUGCUGGGCCCUGCUGAGGAGGUCCGUGCUUGCGCUCCGAAUGCCGCUGAUCACAAAAUUAGCCUUUGGGUAGUUCAGAAAAUCCUCUGGAAAAGAGAAGGCAGUAGAAACGAAUGGUGGCCAACGUACGUGCACGCAGGCGAGGCAGAUAUUUGCAUCGACGUCUGAGCGUGGUUUUUGUUCUGCGACGUCCACUAGGGCUCUACCCAGAGGAGGGAGAAGAUGGAGCCUGACCAGGACUGGACAACCGUCUAUCCAGCUGCAGCUUCUUUUAAACCUUCUGCUGUGCCCCUCCCUGUUCGGAUGGGCUACCCAGUCAGAGGCGGCGCGGCUCCUGGAAAAGAAGGCAACUUGGAACUUUUGAAGAUUCCUAAUUUCUUGCACCUAACACCAGUUGCCAUCAAGAAACACUGUGCUGCUCUGAAAGACUUCUGCACAGAGUGGCCAUCUGCCCUGAAUAGCGACGAGAAAUGUUUGCAGCACUUCCCAAUUGAAAUCAGCACCACAGACUAUGUUUCAGCAGGGCCAUCUCUUCGUAAUCCUAAAGCAAGAGUGGUGACUCUAAAAGUUAAACUGUCAAGUCUCAACUUGGAUGACCACGCAAAGAAGAAGUUCAUUAAACUUGUAGGAGAGAGGUACUGUGUGAACACAGAUACCGUUGCUAUCACAACAGACAGAUGUCCUCUAAGGAAGCAAAACUAUGAUUACGCAAUGUACCUUCUAACUGUUUUAUUCCAUGAAUCAUGGAAAACAGAACCAUGGGAAAAAGAAAUUACAGAAGCAGAUAUGGAGGAGUAUGUCUGGGAGAACAGUGAUUCUGAGAAGAAUGCAUUAAGGACAUUGCUUCAGAUAAGAGCAGCUGAAAAAGCUGAAGAAAUUAGCAGAGAGGAGCUUCUUGCCUUAGAGGUGAUUCAGGACUACAAAAAGUCCAUGGUUCUCUUGAAAAAUGAAGGAGAAACAGAAAAGCAUCUUUUGGAGUAUAAAAAUUCAGUGAAGCGACUGUUAAACUUGCAUGGCUCGUAAUGUAAGCAAUUAUUUUGUGGAAUGCUGUGUGUGUACUGAUGGAGAUAUUCCAAAUAAAAUUUUCAAUAAUGCCA
This is a messenger RNA of Python bivittatus (Burmese python), 1180 nucleotides long. The record is from RefSeq and is a predicted model, not a curated record. Lineage: Eukaryota; Metazoa; Chordata; Lepidosauria; Squamata; Pythonidae.